AUGAAUGUCAGUGUAGAACCCUGUCACGAUUUCUACGAGUAUGCCUGCGGAAACUAUGGAAAUGUAAAGCCAGAAGUGCGGUCCAGUUUCUAUGACAUCAAUAAAAUCACGAGAGAUUUGGUGGGCAUGACGGAUCUGGCGGAGACCCUCAACGUGUCCGUGGAAUUCGAGGUGGCUCAAAGGUUCUACAACACCUGUCUAGAGGCUAAUCUCUAUCCGUUCCAUGCGAAUGAUCCCGCCUUCCUAGAGCUCAUCCGGUCGAUUGGAGGUUUCCCCGCCGUUGAUGGUGCCGCUUGGAAUGCCUCCAACUUUAGCUGGUUCAAUAUGAGCGCCCAUAUGCUAAAUUACGGGGCAACAGGACUGUAUCGUGAGGAGCUCUCACCGCAACAUCCCUUUGAAGCGAGCUUGGGUACCUCAUGGUUGGGAUUCGAUGCCAUUGCAAAUCUGAAGGCCGUGGAAAGUGCAAGUUCUCACGCCUUCCGAGUGAACGAGGAGCGGAUGCGCGGUUACCUUAGAUCCUUUGAACUUCCUGAGGAUAGGAUAAACAAUGUCAUCAAGGGGGUGUUUACCUUCUGGCUUGAGGCUGCGGCAAUACUUGGAGUAGGUCAAUACGAUACCGACUUUGACGUUACCAACUAUUUCGAGAUCGCCUGGAACAAGAGCAAUAGAACAUCUGUUAACAACUUUUAUCUCGUGGAAAUGGACAAGGUCUGUGCCCGGCAUCCUGAAGCGGCGGCCAAUUAUCUGGCGAUGAAGUUGCUCUACACAUUCGACGCCAGACUUGAGGCGUCCCAGAAUAACAACGAUUAUUGCACUACAAAGCUUCGGGAUUCCAUGCCGUUUCUGUUUGACAAACUUUACUUGGCGGUGCAUUUUAGGGAGGAGAAAAGUAGGGAAAUUUCUGAAAUUGUGGAGGAACUACGAAAAAGCCUAAGGGCGCUUGGAAAUGUCGACUGGUUGCGCUCGGAGUCUCGUCAGAAGAUACUGCUCAAGGAAUCCAGCCUUUCGUCUCAUGUCGGGUCCAUAGAGGACAAAAAGCUCACCGAUCGUCUAGUCCGGGAGUAUCGUCGCCUGGAAAUAGUCAAAGAUAACUACGCUGCCACCAUUAUUAAUCUGCAACGCCUCAAAGUCGAAAUAGAUCGCUAUAGCACCCGCCACUCCGGGGAGCUGCCUAGUAACACCAAGCCCCAGGAACUUUUAUUGGCUAUGCAGGAGCUGGCGGCCUACAAUCCCAUAGAUAACUCCAUUAACAUCCUGGCCGGCAUCCUGCAUCCACCGCUUUACCAUCAAUCCUGGCCAAUCUCCAUGAAAUUCGGCGCCUUGGGCUCCAUUGUGGGACACGAGUUGGCCCACAGCGUCCAUACGUUAUCCUGGUUUGGGGUACGAUGCUUUGUGGAUUUCUAUAGUGACUACCUGGUUCCCGAGAUCGAUCGCUAUAUCAAUGGAGAGGCUUCGGUGGAGGAGAACAUUGCCGACAACGCUGGAUUGCAACUCGCAGUAGCAGCCUAUCGCAGCUAUAGGAAUGAAUCUCUGGAGGAUCAGCGAAUGCCGGGAAUCGACCUGCUGCCCGAGCAGCUCUUCUUUCUGGCUUUCGCUCAGCAUUAUUGCUCUGAUUAUAAGGAGGAAAACUACUGGAUGAAACUGAACAGUGAACACACCAUUCCAAAGUACCGGGUUCUGGGCAGCUUGUCCAACAACAAGGACUUCUUCAAGGCCUUCAAUUGUGCCGAGGGAAGGGGCAUGCGACCAUAUGGAGGAACUUGCUCAAGUUGGUAGUUUUAAUAAAGCGAGCAAUGCCGGAAAAUUAAAUAUUAAAAAAUAAGUUCAUUGUACCCUAUUUCCUUAUUUUAUAUGGGACAGUUUGAAAUAAAACGUUGAUUUUA
This is a messenger RNA of Drosophila takahashii, 1883 nucleotides long. RefSeq names its product neprilysin-2-like. The record is from RefSeq and is a predicted model, not a curated record. Gene Ontology annotation, molecular function: metalloendopeptidase activity. Gene Ontology annotation, cellular component: plasma membrane. Gene Ontology annotation, biological process: proteolysis. NCBI's taxonomy places the organism in Eukaryota, Metazoa, Arthropoda, Insecta, Diptera, Drosophilidae.